Erigeron canadensis is the source of this 1759-nucleotide messenger RNA. RefSeq names its product flavonoid 3',5'-hydroxylase 1-like. Gene Ontology annotation, molecular function: iron ion binding; monooxygenase activity; oxidoreductase activity, acting on paired donors, with incorporation or reduction of molecular oxygen. Lineage: Eukaryota; Viridiplantae; Streptophyta; Magnoliopsida; Asterales; Asteraceae. The transcript is spliced from 2 exons. The coding region runs from base 55 to 1620 and encodes 521 amino acids. The record is from RefSeq and is a predicted model, not a curated record.
GUGCAAUUUUAGUUGAUUAUAUAUUUUCCCAAAAUAUCCAACAAAAAAAAAAAAAUGGUAUCACACGAGCUUGCUUUUACAGCACUAUUAGUUACACUUGUGUUAAUACUUAUUUCAUGGUACAAAAGUGAUGAAACCUCCAACUCCCGGAAGGCAGGCACACCUCCAUUGCCUCCGGGUCCGAAAGGUCUACCAUUAGUCGGAUCUCUUCCGUUUCUCGGCCCAAACAUUCACGAAGAACUAACCAACAUAUCGCACCAAUAUGGUCCGAUUUUUAAGCUCUACCUUGGAAGCAAGCUUCACAUUGUGGUGAACUCUGCUGAAAUGGCCAAGGUCAUAACCGUUGAGCAAGACGAGAGCUUUGCUAACCGGGCCCCACAUAUUGCCGGGCUAGCAACAAGUUACGGUGGCAACGAUAUAGCGUUUGCACCGAAUAAUGCCAACCGACGUAACCUACGUAAAGUUUUGGUGCAAGAGGUCUUAAGCAACGUCAACCUUGAGGCGUCUCAUGCGUAUCGUAGACAUGAGGUGAGAAAGGCCGUUAAAUAUGUGUACGAUAGGGUUGGUAUGGACGUCGAUAUCAACGAGAUAUCGUUCUCAACGGUGUUGAAUGUGCUUACCAACAUAAUAUGGAGGAAAGGGUUUGUGGAUGACGGGACGAAUUACGCUAAUCUUAGUGAGAAGAUACAAAAAGUGAUAUGUAGAAUUGUUGAGAUCGCGGAAGGGCUAAAUAUCUCGGACUUCUUCCCAAUGAUUGCAAGGUUUGAUCUUCAAGGCGUUGAACGAAAAAUGAAGGAUCAAAUGAAGCAAUUCGACAAGAUUAUAGAGACUACUAUCAAGGAGAGAAUGAACUCCAAGUCUACAAACGUUGAAGAAACCGUUGAGCAAAAAGGAAGGAAAGAUUUUCUACAAAUAUUGUUAGAGCAUACAGAUCAAAAAACUGGAACAUCGAUCACCAUGACUCAAUUAAAAGCCCUUGUUUCGGAUAUAUUUCUAGGAGGAACAGAUGCAACGUCGGCGAUGGUGGAAUGGGCAAUGACGGAGAUUUUUAGAGAUCAAAAGGUGAUGAAAAGGGUUCAAGAUGAACUAGAAGAAAUAGUAGGUCUAAACAACAUCGUUGAAGAAUCGCAUAUCCCAAAAUUGAAGUACCUCGAGGCCGUGUGUAAGGAAACAUUCCGUUUACAUCCUCCAAUACCUUUCCUACUCCCUCGAGCACCAAAUAAGCCAUGCACGGUUGGAGGGUACACCGUUCCAGAAGGGGCUACUAUCUUUGUAAACGUAUGGGCCAUACAAAGGGACCCUCGACAUUGGGAGGAUCCAUCUGAGUUCAACCCUGACCGGUUUUUGAACUGUAAUGGUUCUACCGAGAAAUGGGACUAUAGUGGAACGAAUCUUACGUUUUUACCAUUUGGAUCUGGUAGGAGAAGGUGCCCAGGAAUUCCUUUAGGCGAGAAAAUGAUGAUGCACAUUUUGGCUUCGUUAAUGCACUCCUUUGAUUGGAAAUUGCCGAAUGGCGAAGAACUUGACCUCUCUGAGAGGUUUGGUAUUGCACUCAAGAAAAAGAAGCCGCUUGUAGCCGUCCCGACUAAAAGAUUAAGUGACCCAAGCCUUUACAUGUGAUGAUCGAUGUUACAUACCACGUUUUACGUAGUGUAUCAUAUCACGGUGCAUUGGUCGGUCGAUCUGCAAGUUAAGUUUAAUGUCUUUUUGUAAAAUUCAUUGUGGUACAAAUAAAUGGAUUCAAUUGUUAUUUACUUUC